This is a messenger RNA of Astrephomene gubernaculifera, 2526 nucleotides long. Lineage: Eukaryota; Viridiplantae; Chlorophyta; Chlorophyceae; Chlamydomonadales; Astrephomenaceae. The record is from the annotation of a GenBank genome assembly.
ACUAGAUCGCGUUUGAGAGCAUCGCGUAUUUUUCUGUCUAUUUAACUCCUCAUAGAUCAUAGAAAUGGGUGCCGGCUGCUCAACUUGCACGUAUGCUCGCGUUGCACCGGAGCCACCAGUAGUCCAAGUGAAACCACCAGGGGAUGAGCAAACACCUUGGGCACCAUCCAAAAAGGCCGAUGAUAGCUCUCCGAGCGCCACUCAGGUCGUCCCGUUAGAGCCGUUUAGCACUUUGCCGCAAGAUGACGGCACCGCUUAUGGAGGCAGCAGUCGCAAGCUGACGAUCAUUCAUUUUAAUGACGUUUAUAACAUCGAGGAGCAGGCGCGGGAACCUAAAGGUGGAGCUGCACGGCUCUGUGGCAAGGUUAAGGAAAUCCGACAAACCGGGGCCAAUCCUCUCGUCCUGUUCAGCGGUGACUGUUACAACCCGAGCCUAAUGUCAACGAUGACAUUAGGAAAGCAGAUGGUUCCCAUCCUCAACGAGAUCGGCGUGAACGUCUCGUGUGUUGGGAACCACGAUUUCGACUACGGGCUUGACAACAUGCUAAAGCUCAACUCGCAGUGCAAGUUUCCCUGGCUCAUGGCGAACGUUCUGGAGAAGGGGACAGACCAUCCGUACGCGAAUGCGGGAGUGACGUGGGUAAAGAACUGGAAUGGCAUCAAGGUUGGGGUGGUGGGGCUGGUGGAGGAGGAGUGGCUGGAGACGCUGGGUGCGGUCAACGUGUCGGACAUGGAGUACCGGGACUUCAUUGAGGUCGGGCGGGAGGCGGCGCGCGCUAUGAAGGCCCAGGGCGCCGAGCUGCUGAUCGCGCUGACGCACAUGCGCGAGCCCAACGACCGCAAGCUGGCUGCCGAGGUGCCGGAGUUCCACCUGGUGCUGGGGGGACACGACCACCACUACGUGACGGGCUUCAUAGAGCCGCACAACAACCUGAUGGUCAAGUCGGGGACGGACUUCCGCGAUUUGUCGGUCAUCGAGAUUGAGUUCCCGGCGGGCAGUCGGGACCCCAAGAUGAGCGUGGAACACAUCGUCAUCGACUCGUCGGUGCAGGAGGACCCCGCGACGAAGGAGAUCGUCGCCGAGUACAUGAAGCUGAUGGGCGAGAAGAUGGACGAGGACAUCGGUGAGACGCUGGAGCCGCUGGACGGGCGCUUCCAGACGGUUCGCAACCGGGAGUCCAAUCUAGGCAACUUCGUGGCGGAUGUGUGGCGCAAGGCGGCCAACGCGGAGAUCUCCAUCCUCAACUCCGGGUCGCUCAGGUCCGACAUGAUCCACCCCGCCGGCAUCCUCAAGGCGCGCGACUUCGUGUCCAUCCUGCCCAUGAUCGACAACACCGUGCUGCUGGAGUGUACGGGCGCGCAGGUGGUGACGGCGCUGGAAAACAGCGUGUCGCAGUGGCCCAAGCUGGAGGGGCGCUUCCCGCAGGUCAGCGGCAUGAAGUUCAAGUUCGACCCCUCCAAGCCGCCCGGCAGCCGCAUCGUGCCCGGCAGCGUGUACCUGUGGGAGUUCGAGUGCGAGCCGGAGCCGCUGGACAUGGAGCGCACGUACAAGGUGGCGGUGAAGGAGUACCUGGCGCAGGGCAAGGACGGCUUCAACGUGUUCCUGGACUGCAAGAUGCUGGUGGACGGGGAGGCGGGUGUGGUGCUGCCGUCGUCCAUCAAGUGGCACUUCAUCCAGCUGCGGGUGCUGAACAAGUGGGAUGACAUGAAGAUCUGCAUGCGCUCGCUGGCGUCGCGGUGGAUCAAGAAGGUCAAGUCCAGCCAGAGCAUAAACAACCUCGCUGGAAUGGACGCGGAUGCACAAGGCAAGUUCCAGAACAACUCCACCGCGGUGACCCAGGCACGGACUCACGGACUUGCAGUGACGCAUCCGGAGGGUGGCCACUACUGCAUUGCCCCACGAGUGGAGGGCCGCAUCAUCAACGUCUUGGAAGAGUAGUAGGCAACGCAGGAAUACUAGUUGGCUUGCAGAUAGGUGCAUGGAGAAGAAUGCAUUCAUACCCGAGCGCAACGUGUAGCAGGGGGUGUUCAAGCAUGUUUGUCACUGCAUAUCACUUGACGCGCGACUGUUUUAACUGGGUAUUCGUUACCCGUCGACAUGACUGCACUGCAUUUGUUUUAUUUGGCUGUGCGCUGCACAAAGUGUACAGGGAGACUGUGUGUGGUGUAUUGUUACCGUAUGCUUUAAUACGUCGAAUGGCACGUAUGUAAUGCCGAGGAGACGGCUGUACCUUAUGUACCUCGUUCGUUACAAUGCAUUAUCGGUGACAUGACGCGAUAUAUGUCGCUCAUUAAAAGUUCGGUAGCGGAGGUUCAGGUCCACUAGAAUAGGCGAGCGCGGGUACUAGCAGUGGAAUAGACAGUGACCGCUGUAGGUAACCCUUCUGCCCGUUGCCUUCACCAUGGGCACACACACGUAGGUUGGUGCAUUCUUGACAUUGUUCGACACUCGAGAUGUGGCCAUGGUAUUUGAUACCAUCUAUGCUAUGAUGAUCUCGUUCAUUUGCGGGGCCGGCGAAUUGUGUC